GCUAGGCCUCACUGCGCAGGCGUGGGCGCUAGUGCCGGCGUGGUUCUGCCGAGCCCAAGAGUCUAGGAGCUUCAGGAAUGAGCGCUGCGGAGGCUGACCGCUGGGCGUGGCUGCUGGUACUCAGCUUUGUGUUUGGGUGCAAUGUCCUCAGGAUCCUCCUCCCGUCUUUCUCCUCCUUCAUGUCCAGGGUGCUGCAGAAGGAUGCAGAGCAGGAGUCUCAGAUGAGAGCAGAGAUCCAGGACAUGAAGCAAGAGCUCUCCACUGUCAACAUGAUGGACGAGUUCGCCAGAUACGCCAGGCUGGAGAGAAAGAUCAACAAGAUGACAGAUAAGCUCAAAACUCAUGUGAAAUCACGGACAGCUCAGUUGGCCAAGAUAAAGUGGGUUAUGAGUGUUGCUUUCUACGUACUGCAAGCUGCCCUGAUGGUCUCCCUCAUUUGGAAGUAUUAUUCUGUUCCUGUGGCCGUGGUGCCGAGUAAAUGGAUAACUCCGCUAGACCGCCUGGUAGCAUUUCCCACUCGAGUAGCAGGUGGCGUUGGGAUUACCUGCUGGAUUUUAGUCUGCAACAAAGUUGUGGCUAUUGUGCUUCACCCUUUCAGCUGAAAAGGAAGGCGAAUACAGCUCUGAUACUUUUAAAAAUGGAUUUUUGGUUAAAAAUCUGGCUUAACUGUUUUAUUGUUUUGCUUUUUUUUAAAAAGGAAAACACAGGUUAGUUCUUCUGCUGAAUGUGCUUGUUCUUGGACUUUAUGUGAGAUUCUUAUAAGAAUCACGAUGUGUACACUUGUUGUUGAGUCAGCUUCGUGCAGAUCUGUGGUAAGAAAUAUGUGGCAUUAUGGGCAGCCACAAGUUGCUACUCAUGGUUUGCAGUCUUGGCAUAUUUUAAAGGUCACAUUGCCAACUGGAAAGUCAAACUUUUCUAAUAACUUAAGUACUUUAAAGACUUCAUAUUAUUUUUUAACCCGGGUUAGAAAGCAACUUAUUACUAUCACUGGUAGGAUUUGAAAGGGUGUUUUUAAUGUCAUGCAGCGCUGCUGAAUGAAUGACACUAACCGACAAAGCCUGUGCCUCUCCUCUGGUUGGAGUGACCCUGGCUGAGCAGGCCUUUGGAAAGCGCUGUCUACUUAUCUGAUGCUCUUCAUUCUUCAUUUCCGGGUUUUAUAAUUGUAUUAAUGAAACCAUAAUGCAUUGUUUUGUGCUUGAUUUGUGUGUUUUGUAUUUAAAGCAUUUCAAAUGAAGUGUAUUUUAUAAGCAUUUAAUAUUUAUAUUCCAUAGAAUGGAACAAAGUUAAAAAAACAAACUAGGAAACCUGAUGAAUUAAUUCACGGAUACAUGUUUGACCCAUAAAGUAUAAUUCUGCUAAAUACUUUUUAAAACACUUUUUUCCUAAUUAAAACCCAUGCAAGUGCCUGUAUGACUUCCUUCUUUAAAGAUCAUGUUUGUAUUCAUGUGUCCCUAUGACCCAGCAAGGGGCUCUUUCCGAUUCCUGCUGAUCAUGCCAUGAAAAGACACCGUGCUGUGUUACUUCACUUUAUCAUCGAUCGAGGAGUGGGUUUCUGGUUGCCCCCAUCACUCAGACGGGUGCGGUAGCAAGUUGACGUGGCUCUAAGGAAGGAGGCAGGACAGGGAACACGGUGUGUUUUAACAGACAGCCUCAUGGGACUCAGUCCCCACACGGGGCACAUGCUGGCCACAGGGAAGCGAAGCCAUCCUGGGAGGCAGACGGUGGUAGCACGAGGAAGUUGCAGGGUCCGGUGCCCUUUUGCAGUGAGCUGCAGGCGUCAAGGGCGGGCCGUGCAGUCAACACUCGGGUGGCCCUGUGCACGUGCCCAGAGACGUCCUUGGAACACUAAUCUGAUAGUCUCCCUGAUGAGACCCUCAUUUGUCUCCUAAGGAUACAUUCUUUCAGUUAAUACUGCAAUCUUGACAGAUCUCAUAGAGGCUUGAGGAAAAGAUUUACAGUUCACAGCUGUUAAUGCUUCUGUAUACACUAGUAGUUAAUGAAGAGUAUGGUAAAUAGGGGAAAUUUAAAUGUCUGUCGUAUUUCACAUCGUUGUGGUUUUUCAAAAACUAUUUGUUUUUAAAUAGAUAAAUGUGAUACUGAAUUCAAAAGAUACAGAAAGGGAUGAAAUGAAAAGUAUAUCUUUUUCCGACCCUUUUACUGAUUUGUUGCCCAAGUUUCCAGUUUUCCACUGUUACCAGUUUCCUAUGAUUCUUCUGAUGAUAUUCCAUACAGUUAUGAAUAUUGAUUUGUGUGCUUUCAAAAUAAAAUCCUUUUUGAAUUAUAAAAAUAGUACCUAAAAAAAUAACUGUUUCCUUCCUUUUUUUAAAAAAAAAAAUCCUACUU
Messenger RNA from Artibeus jamaicensis (Jamaican fruit-eating bat), 2343 nucleotides. RefSeq names its product guided entry of tail-anchored proteins factor 1 (gene GET1). The transcript is spliced from 5 exons. Gene Ontology annotation, biological process: tail-anchored membrane protein insertion into ER membrane. The record is from RefSeq and is a predicted model, not a curated record. Lineage: Eukaryota; Metazoa; Chordata; Mammalia; Chiroptera; Phyllostomidae. Bases 78 to 602 code for a protein of 174 amino acids.